Messenger RNA from Dermacentor andersoni, 1580 nucleotides. RefSeq names its product monocarboxylate transporter 13-like. The record is from RefSeq and is a predicted model, not a curated record. Lineage: Eukaryota; Metazoa; Arthropoda; Arachnida; Ixodida; Ixodidae. Gene Ontology annotation, biological process: transmembrane transport. Gene Ontology annotation, molecular function: transmembrane transporter activity.
CAGCGGCGGCGUGCCCGCAAACGGAGCGACACAGGCGUCGCCAGCGCACACGUGCCAGACGGCGGUCGCUUCGAGCCAGGCCGCGUUGGAAGUACGUUCUCCGUGCGCGCCUUCCGCAGUGAACGAGGAUCGACGCUGUCUAACACCUGGUUUCUUCGUAAUCGCGACGGCUCCCGGGUCGUCGUGAUGCUGCCCAGAAAUGGCGCUGACUCCCACCAGAGUUGGCUGGUGGCGGCAUUCUCCAGCUGGUUUCUGUUCAUGGCGUGCAUAGCGCAGCGCGUCUUCGGUGUCAUCUAUGUUGGCAUCUUGGAGACGUUCCAGGUCACUAGACAGGAAGCAUCUUGGCCAAUGAGCAUCAUAGACCUGCUUACUAGCCUCUCCAACCCAGUUUUCGGCUACCUGUGUUCGCGCUUUUCCUGUCGAGUGGUUCUGCUGUGCUGCGGAUUCGUUGGCCCACUUGGAGUCAUCCUCUGCUACUUCGCCCCCAAUGUCACCUUCAUAGCUGUCUUCUACGGAACACUUAAUGGUGUCAGCAUUUCGGGCACAAUGACGGCGCUCACGGUGGUCUUGGCGCAGCACUUCGAGAAGCGACGAGCCACUGCCUACAGCGCUGUCUUCACCAUCUCUGCAUUCAACACGUUUGUGUUCCCUCCCCUCGUCGAGCUGCUCCUGUCCACGUACGGGCUGUACAGCACGUUUCUCGUUCUUGGCGCCAUCUGCCUCAACACGUUGCCGGCGGCCAUCGCCAUAGCCAGCCCGGAUUCUGUCGAGCCUAAGUGGGAUAUAAAAAAUGCUUCGGGCGCAACGCCUCCUCGGCUUGAAGAACUUGUUGCUCUCCAUGAUCGCAGCGAAGAGCCGCAGAACGUGACUCGUCGUGAAGAAGAAAAUACGCCAAAGGCUUCAGGCGUCUUCAAAGGCACGCUGAAGAACUUUACCACACUUCGUUUCUGGGUGGACUCGAUGUCCUUCUGCGUCAUGUAUUUGGCCCUGUCACUGUACUUGACGCUAGCCGUAGACCUCGCGAAGGACAAGGGUGUCGCCACGACCAGAGCUGUAUUCCUUCUGCACGCUUUCAGUGCCGGCGACGUCGUUUUUCGCGGUGUGUCCGGUUUAAUGCUCGACUCCGGUGCUCUCAGCGCCGACGGCGUGAUGCUGCUCGGCUUCGUCCUGCAAACGGUCGGACUUGAAAUUCUGGCGUCCACGGCCACCUUGCCGAUGCUUAUCGUCGGCUCACUCAUCAUGGGCAGCGGCAACGGACUGCGCAUGCCGAUGGCGGGCGUGGUUCUCAUAAGCGACUUCGGACUCAAGCCACUCCCGCUGGUGUUCGGCGGAUUUGCACUCGUCUGCGGUCUCAACGUGUGGGUCCGCGCGCCGCUCAUCGGCUACUUCAGAGACAAGCACGGCGCAUACGACGGUGUUCUCCACGUCGUGGGAGCCUGCUCUUUUCUUUUCAUCGUUGUUUGGACGGCGCGACUCUGCCAAAAGCGAUUGGGAUCAAAGCAGCUGUCUGUAAGACUGUGAAUGCAAUAAAGUGCGCUUCCGGGGAGAACUGACUGCCCCCUUGAAGUGUUGUUGCUCUA